AGAGCACAAAACUGCUGCUUCCGCACUGCUUCCUUGUUUAUUAGUUUAAGGAAAAAUAGUGCCUUUAAAAAAGAAAAGGUUCGCGUUUUCUUACACAGGAUUCUGCGAGAACUCCUCCUCAAGAUUUUCGAGUCCCCACCUACUCUCUCUGAAAGUGCUCUUCCCGAGGAAGCUGACAAGGAGAGACUCAAGGUCUGAGCUUCACCACAAACAAGUCUGAAUUCUGUUACUGCUCUGAAUGGCCACAGCUGCAGAGGAGCCUCCGGGGCUGCAGGGCCACACUGGCAAUUCAACUGGGACUCGGAAAAAUGCUUCCCCAGAGGGUCCAAGCACUAGCAUGUCUCCGGCCAUGAAAAAAACUAUUGGCCAUCGCGGAAUUGAUCCCACUGGAGAGACCACGUACAAGAAGACGACCUCGUCAGCCCUGAAAGGUGCUAUCCAGUUAGGCAUCACACACACGGUGGGCAGUUUAAGCCAAAAACCUGAGAGAGACGUGCUGCUGCAGGAUUUUGAAGUGGUGGAAAGCAUCUUCUUCCCCAAUGAGGGCAGCAACCUGACUCCAGCACACCACUAUGGAGAUUUCAGGUUCAAGACUUACGCCCCUAUUGCCUUCCGCUACUUCAGGGAGAUGUUUGGCAUCCGGCCUGAUGACUACAUGUAUUCUCUGUGUAAUGGGCCGCUGAUUGAGCUGUCAAACUCUGGGGCCAGUGGAUCUCUUUUCUACCUCUCAAGUGAUGACGAGUACAUCAUUAAGACAGUGCAGCACAAAGAGGCAGAAUUUCUGCAGAAACUGCUUCCAGGAUACUUUAUGAACCUGAACCAGAACAAGCGAACCUUAUUACCAAAGUUCUAUGGACUGUACUGUGUCCAGGCAGGAGGUAAAAACAUCCGUAUUGUUGUCAUGAACAAUCUGCUCCCGAGUGCUGUACGAAUGCACCUCAAGUAUGAUCUAAAGGGCUCCACCUAUAAGCGACGGGCAUCAGCUAAAGAGAGGGAAAAGGCUGUGCCCACAUACAAGGACCUGGAUUUUUUUCAGGACAUGCCUGAGGGGCUGUUACUGGAGGGGGACAAGUACAGUGGUGUUUGCAAGACGAUCCACAGAGACUGUCUGCUCUUGCAGAGUUUCAAGAUUAUGGACUACAGCCUUCUGAUGGGAAUCCACAAUGUAGAUCAGGCCUGUCGAGAGCAGGUAAGCGAAGAGGCUGUAGCAGGCGCCAUGGACCAGAGGAGGCCACAAGGCCAGAAGUCCCUGUAUAGCACUGCUAUAGAGGCCAUCCAGGCAGAGGCAGGGAGCAUGCGAUCACUGGACACGGAGGACAAAACCGGAGGAAUACCCGCACGAAACGCAAAAGGCGAGAGGCUGCUGGUGUACAUUGGUAUCAUUGACAUUCUGCAGUCCUAUAGAUUAGUAAAGAAGCUUGAACACUCAUGGAAAGCUCUGGUUCAUGAUGGGGAUACUGUAUCAGUACACAGACCAAGUUUUUAUGCAGAACGAUUUCAGAAGUUCAUGUGCAGUACAGUCUUCAGGAAGAUCUCAUUGAAGACCUCCCCAUCCAAGAAGCGCCGUCCAAUGGCCCAUGGUCCUUUGAGAAAAGCAGCUGGCUCUGGGCCUCUUCUGUCGACCCAAACCAGCAGCAACAGCCAGCAGCUAUUGCUCCAACGUCAAGUCAGCUCUGAGACCAGGGAAGACACUGAAGGAGACAACGUUAUGCAGUCAGGUCGUCCUGACCUCCUCCCAAAGACCUUACCACCCGGCAACGCUGUUGGCAACGCUGCUGAAACUGCCGUCUCCUCUUCCACCCUGGGAAACCCUGGAUUAACUCCCACAACUCAGCCUGUGAUUCACGCUCAGGAUGCCCUCAGGUCAGUGGGGGUGGAUUUAAACAACACCUCGAGCAAAGACCAGGAGCACAGCACCCCCAAGAGAGCCCUGUUUGGGACUCUUGAAGAAAGUAUCGGUGCUGAAGAUGUAAUCUCACUCAGUGACAUAGUUCCAAGCGCAAGCAAAUGUUCUGUGUAGAUGGUGGAAAGAGAACAGGACUCAAAUGAACCUGAAACAAACUUGGAGGAUGAUAUCAACAUGGAUGAAAUGUUACAACCCCUUUGCUGUGAUUUGAGGUACCAGAAUUGGAAAAGUUUAUCAGUGAGAUAAAGUGGGAUAGUAAAUGUUUUUUUUUUUGUUUUUUUUUUGUUAUUAUUUUUCCACUUGGAUUUCCAAAUCUCAACAUGGCAUGGGCAUGUUACUGGAUGGCUGUGUUCUGACACUAGUAAGUGCAGGUACAUUAAUGCUCUGGGUAUUGAACACUAUUAUUCAUCUCAUAUGAAUGCUUGUAUGCACAACCAAAGAUUGUUCUUGGCACUGAUGUGCUCAAUUAAGCCAGUGUUCGGUGUAGGAUGUAACAUGAGGACUUUGCCUUAUGUAAGAACAAAACUUCCCCAUUCAAAUUUUUCAUUAAGAAUUCAUUGUUUAGUUUUUGGAAAUAAUUCCUCUUUUGUGUUCACCACUUGCCGGAGCACAUCCUCGUGUGUACUUGGCUCUAUAUUAUCUGGAUUGGGAACACAGUUUUGAAUAAAAUGGUUUAUUUUUUAAAGAAAUGACUGUAGUCCCACAUGUAGUCUUCAGUUUUUUAAGUUUACUCUAAAUACAAAUCAUGCUGGAAAGAGAGGUGAUCCUCAGCUUGCAGUUUCUAUUUAACCAGCCGUUCUAAUGGACCUGUACUUCCAUAUAGACUGUGAAUCCUAACCGUCACCUUUUUUUGUGUUUGGGUCAAAGGGUUAUUUUAAAACGAUUUGUUGUGUUUUUUUAAUACUUAUACACUGGACGAUCUGAUAUCAGGGUCAGGUUUAGUGUGUAGACCAAUAGACUUAUGACCAAAUGUGACCAAUGGACUGAUCAUCUAAGUACCACAGCAAACAGUGACCUGGGGCCUGUCUCAUUAAAUACUGAGUUAGUUGGCUGAGUUAUGUUUGGAGUGAACCUAUUCUUUUCAGAGCUCGCGUUCGAGUGGUUGUCAUAGUAACUAAUGCCACUGACCAAACCUACAAGGAGCAGUUUAUAGGUGAAAUAUAAUAAUAUAGGAACCUAAGUGCCAAAGAGCACAGUGUGACUUCAUUACAAACUGGUACAAUCACUUUGUUUUCCAUUAUAAUUUAUAGUAUUGUAAAUAGUAUUAAUAGUAAAAGUUUACAGUAUAACUGGCGUCCCACCUCGGCAACAAAUUCACAAAACAGAGCAUAGCUAGUUAGCGGCAGUACUCAAUGAAAUAAAUGUUAAUGAAAGUUUGUUUUAUUUCAAAUUUUAAUUUUUCUUUGGUCCAGUGCAGUCUUAUGUACAUAUUUACUGCUCAUCGCUGCAGCCCUAGAGAACACUGGGUGACUUUGUUCAUAUAAAGAUACAACCCUGUCAUAUACACUCUGUUGCCUGUUUAUUAGGUACACCAAAACUAAUGCAGUUUCAUGCAACAGUCCUGCAAUAAAUCCUACCUUCAUAAAGGU
Molecule: messenger RNA, 3495 nt
Organism: Seriola dumerili (greater amberjack)
Lineage: Eukaryota; Metazoa; Chordata; Actinopteri; Carangiformes; Carangidae
Product: phosphatidylinositol 4-phosphate 5-kinase type-1 alpha-like
Exons: 16
Coding region: 239-2020 (593 amino acids)
Biological process (GO): phosphatidylinositol metabolic process
Molecular function (GO): phosphatidylinositol kinase activity
Source: RefSeq, a predicted model, not a curated record